AUGGCAAGUCAGUGGAACCAGCAAAGGGAAUGGGAGUUGGCAAAAGUGAGGAUGUUGAUGGAUGACUUUGAUAGGGACAUCUUUUUGGAUGAGACAGGUGACUUCAAAUCCACUAAUCCAGAUGUGAAAGCUGUUAUCCAGUGUGAUGAUGCUAAUCAUCUGGGAAAUGCUGCCCAGAAGCAACAACAUGACAAUCUAGAAACAAUUCACGGCUUCAACACAGAAGAUUUGAUUGAGCUUCAGAAUAUUAAACUGAUAGAUGACAUUCCAAAGCCUUCAGAGAUCCAAGUAGACAAAAAUACUGUUAGUUCAAAUAUUAGACCUACUGGACCGCAGCCGCGAAAUGAAGAACGAAUGAGUCGUCCAGCAGACACAUACAGAGAACACAAGUACCAUGCCAAAAACUUCAGAGGUGCAGGACAGCCAACCAGGCAACCUCUGCAGCAGCAAAGAAUCCCUCAGGCUCAGGGUUUAAUCAGCAGACCUCCACCACCAUUCCAAGUACCUUACUGGUCACCCACACGGCCACCACCACCAUUCUGUAACCGGUCUCAGUUUCCUGCUGCUCCGCCACUUGUAAAUCCUAACUUGGGGUACAGAUAUCCUCAUCGUGGAUCUUUUCAGAAUGGCCCAGUAUCUACCAGAGCUGUCAACCCACAGAACUUUCAGAGGGCAUCGAGACCUAAUGGUCAGAGAUUCCAUUCAGCUACUAAAAGUUUUCAUUCGACAAAUGAGUUUCAAAAAUACAAAUAA
Molecule: messenger RNA, 753 nt
Organism: Candidula unifasciata
Lineage: Eukaryota; Metazoa; Mollusca; Gastropoda; Stylommatophora; Geomitridae
Source: the annotation of a GenBank genome assembly